AUGCAUCGAUGCGCGCAUCAUCGGAAACUGAAAUCUCGAAUAAUCCGAGGAUUGCUAUUGGCUUACACGCAGGACAAGAUGGCAUUGUCCAACUUGGCGCGGAGGAGCGGCUCACUCGCAGCUUACACUCGGCCAUUUACGAGCUCUGCAACUAGGUUCGUACCCGGUACGCACGGGCACUCGGACGAUCCCAAGGAAGUGGAGGAGGAGAAACAAAAACAGCUCAGAGGCGAGACCAAGAGCUCUCUCGAUCAUAUACCAGGAUGGAGCGAGAAGCUUGCUUCAGAUUCCGAGGCAGCGAUCAAGUCGGGCGGUAGUCAAGAUCCGCCGGAGUUCAAGCGACCGGAAGGCCAGAAAGCGGCAAGCUAG
Molecule: messenger RNA, 369 nt
Organism: Mixia osmundae IAM 14324
Lineage: Eukaryota; Fungi; Basidiomycota; Mixiomycetes; Mixiales; Mixiaceae
Exons: 5
Coding region: 1-369 (122 amino acids)
Source: RefSeq, a predicted model, not a curated record